Molecule: messenger RNA, 651 nt
Organism: Orycteropus afer afer
Lineage: Eukaryota; Metazoa; Chordata; Mammalia; Tubulidentata; Orycteropodidae
Gene: MYL6B
Product: myosin light chain 6B
Exons: 6
Coding region: 1-651 (216 amino acids)
Cellular component (GO): myosin II complex
Molecular function (GO): structural constituent of muscle; calcium ion binding
Source: RefSeq, a predicted model, not a curated record
AUGCCUCCCAAGAAGGAUGUUCCUGUGAAGAAACCAGUGGGGCCCUCUACCUCAAAGCCUGCUGCUGCCAAGCCAGCAGCAUCAGCGGUCCCUCCAGGCAAGGCCAAGGCUGAGCCAGCUGCUGCCCCGGCUGCCCCAGUUGCUGCCCCGGCUCCUGAAAAACCCCAGGAGCCCCCCAUCGAUCUCUCCAAAGUUGUGAUCGAGUUUAACAAGGAUCAGCUGGAGGAGUUCAAGGAGGCCUUCGAGCUGUUUGACCGAGUGGGUGAUGGCAAGAUCCAGUACAGCCAGUGUGGGGAUGUGAUAAGGGCCCUGGGCCAGAACCCCACCAACGCUGAAAUCCUCAAGAUCAUGGGGAACCCCAAGAGUGAUGAACUGAAGUCCCGGCGUGUAGACUUUGAGACUUUCCUGCCCAUGCUCCAGGCAAUCGCCAAGAACCGGGAAAAAAGCUCCUAUGAGGACUACUUGGAGGGGCUUCGGGUGUUUGACAAAGAGGGGAACGGCAAAGUCAUGGGAGCAGAGCUCAGACAUGUCCUCACCACCCUGGGAGAGAAGAUGACUGAGGAGGAGGUGGAGACUGUUCUGGCAGGACAUGAGGACAUCAAUGGCUGCAUCAAUUAUGAGGCCUUCCUGAAGCACAUCCUAAGCGUCUGA